CUCCCUGAAUCUCGGGCACGGGGCCACUUCCACCACAAGAAACUCUGACCAGCAGCCUCAUGCUGCGAUGUCCAAUGAAGGUGACCGGCGAUAAUUCCACAUUGGUCGACACUGAAUUUAAAACAAAAAUGUCCUCCUCCUCUCCAUUUUCCCCAGAUUUCGACGCACUCUUCAAUCUGUUGACCAACAGUCAGAGCAGACGGCUCGACGACCAACGCGUGUCUCUUCCUUCGUUACCCGGUUUGGACAAAAAUGAGCCGCAGUCAUCAUCUGACACGGAUUCGAGCUACUUGUGCUAUAUGGUCUCCAAAGUCCAGGGGAGCAGAAUGGAAAACCAAAGUUGCUCCCUACAUCAAAUCCAGCCCUUGGAGCCGGAACGGAAGGGAGACAACAUUGCACGCUCGGCCUCUUUCAGCCCUGGUUUGAACAUAGAACGCCCCAAGAGCCAAGCUAAGACCUCCCCCAAAAAGGUGUUGAGUCAAGCUGAGCAGAAGCAAUUCCUCAACUUAAUGGCUCACGCGCAGCGAGGCCGCAUGGAAGAGCAGCGAUGUGUCCUCAACGUUAGUCCGCAGACUUCCCCUAAACACAAGCCCGCCCAGAACGCCGCAGCCGCAGGUCCGGAUUCUGACAAGUUCUUCAACCUGCUGGCCAACUCGCAAGGCAAACGUCUGGAUGACCAGCGAGUUUGUCUUCCAUCGUUGCCCGGGAUUCAAAAUGGAGGCCCCUCCCAAGCAUCAACUACAGACGCGAGCUAUUUGUGUUACAUGGUCUCUAAAGUCCAGGGCUCCAGGUUUGAUGAUCAGAGAUGUUCUGCGCCUCAUAUCGGUCAGAAUUUAGGCACUCCAAAACCCCAGCGCAAAGUUUCGCCCACCUCAGAAUCAUCUGACAAAGCUCAAAGGAGGUCCGGCUCCCUAGACAGAAGUGACACUUCCCAGCAGCUCUCUCCACCUGAUCAGCAACAAUUCCUCAAAAUGAUGACUCGCGCUCAGAGAGGACGCAUGGAGGAGCAGCGUUGCACUUUAGCCCAAAGCAGGAGCACACCCAACACGCCCACACACAACCCAAAUAAAACCCCUGCAGGUCCAGAUACGGAUGGGUUGUUCCUCAGGCUGGCCUCCAGCCAGGCACACAGGCUGGAUGACCAGAGGCUCGCUCUGCCCUCCCUACCCGGGAUAAGUGCCACCACGAAGGUUAGCGCCCCACAAAUCAGUGUGGUUGAAAGCACAGCCUCCAAAAGACAAGGGGCGAAAAAGCCGACUCCUCAGGCCCAGACGACUGCGGCACCUUCGGGCUGCAGCCUGCCAAAAUCAUCAUCCUUCAACUGCGAGACAAAAUAUCAGCGGACGCUUGACUCCGCAGCUCAAAUGACAGUAAAGGUGUCAAUGAGCUUCACACCACAAACGAAUGUCAACCAGUCUUUCCCAGAGGUUUUCCUCACUCUGGGCGCCCCAGGAGAAAAUCUCAUGAUCCCUCUCAGCCCGAGACCUGGCCGACCCGUCUCCUUGAACCUGAACCUCAUCCCCAGCCCCAGGAAUCCCCGUUCGAGGCCGUCGUCGCCCCAGCCCAAAGCGGCCCGGAAGGCGAAUCCCGUUACUUCUGGCCCUCCGGGACAGGAAGGGUCCGCAUCCGGCCCCAUCGGCCCACAGGAAGACUGCUUCUCUCUGAUUGAGAAGGUUCACACGUCCCACCUUAAAGUCGGAGUGACUCAAGGGGGGCAGAAACACAAAGAGGAUGCAGUGAAGGGGCGGGGCAAUGGAAAAGGGCAAGCUAAGAAAGAUCAGAAGAACGCUGGUAAUAAACACUAGACAGUCUCAUCAAGGUAAGUUGAAAUUAGAAGAAAGAGGCACUGUUUGUUGUAGUUGGUUAUCCUAAUUACAAUCACCCCCCCCUCCUCAAUUCUUGACAUUUAGUAUUCACAACAUAGUCCCCCCCCA
Messenger RNA from Syngnathus acus (greater pipefish), 1934 nucleotides. RefSeq lists its product as uncharacterized. The transcript is spliced from 10 exons. The record is from RefSeq and is a predicted model, not a curated record. Gene Ontology annotation, molecular function: protein binding; guanyl-nucleotide exchange factor activity. The coding region runs from base 60 to 1805 and encodes 581 amino acids. NCBI's taxonomy places the organism in Eukaryota, Metazoa, Chordata, Actinopteri, Syngnathiformes, Syngnathidae.